Penicillium argentinense is the source of this 2292-nucleotide messenger RNA. Its product is annotated as putative nucleotide-sugar transporter. The record is from RefSeq and is a predicted model, not a curated record. Gene Ontology annotation, biological process: UDP-glucose transmembrane transport. Lineage: Eukaryota; Fungi; Ascomycota; Eurotiomycetes; Eurotiales; Aspergillaceae. Gene Ontology annotation, cellular component: Golgi apparatus; endoplasmic reticulum-Golgi intermediate compartment; cis-Golgi network. Gene Ontology annotation, molecular function: antiporter activity. The transcript is spliced from 2 exons. The coding region runs from base 1 to 2292 and encodes 763 amino acids.
AUGCAGACGGACAGCGACCAUCGUGGUAUCCCAGCAACCAGGCCGCAAUCGCAUGCAGGACAAAAGGUGCUGCACACUCAGGGUCGGAAUUUGCUACCCACCAAUGGGCGUGACAGCGCAGAACCAGCACCUGAGCAGCGAUUUCGUGCUCUUUUUAACCCUGGGACCCCGGAUCGACCGGACGGUGGAGCGCAGAAGCCCAAGUGGAGCGGUGGCGGCCAGUCACGGCGGCAGAGCGAAGGAGGAGAAAUCAGCACCUCCAGUGGAUUCCGUGUUUCUUCACCUUUCUUCCCCGUGACCGCCUCUUCUUUCCCUAUUCUCUCCGUAUCUCGUGCUCAUUCCUCUCCAACUGCUGACUGCCCGUCCAUCCUUCGACUUUAUUUGCUCCGAUCGCCUUUCUUUUCGCCAUCCCACGUUGCACCCUCAUGGGGCAAGCAUUUCUCGCCUCCUUUCCCAUCCGUGUCUAACCCCUCGAUCCGACAAUGGGGUUGUCUGCCGCCGGGAACCAUCACCGACGGCGGAGCUCGGUGCUCACUGGAAAUCCCAAUGUGCACCCCCCAGCUUGGUUCCUCGGAGCGGAGAGAUGACAGCCUGCGCGCGCUCGGAGACGGGGGUCACAAAUGGGACGAGCAGGAGCCCUUGACUGCUGAAGACACCGAUGCGUCCGACCUGUCAGCCGGGGCGGUCGAGACGCGAGAACUCGACGCGAUGAGCUCGGAUGAUGCUCAAUACGACGAGGAGACAGGCCUCACAGCAACUCAGAAGCGCCAGCGGCGACGACGGCGUCGACAGCGCCGGAAGCUGGAUGCCCGAAUUGCGGACACCAAGUCAUCGCGCUAUGCUAUCCUCCAGCUGGGUCUGGCGGAUCGCAACGUCCUCCGCAAGCUGCUGGUCAAUGCUGGUCUGAUUUUGAUGUGGUACUUCUUCUCAUUGUCUAUCUCCAUUUAUAAUAAAUGGAUGUUUUCCGAGAGCGACAUCGUUUUCCCUUUCCCUCUUUUCACCACUAGUCUACACAUGGCCGUGCAAUUCAGUUUGGCCACGCUCUUGCUCUGGAUAUUUCCGUCGUUACGGCCGCAACACCCACCCGAGUCCCUCGCCAACUCGCCCAUCGAGGGAUCGAAGGAAUCCGAACCGAUCCUGACCAAAUAUUUCUACAUCACACGUCUCAUUCCAUGCGGUGCCGCAACAUCUCUCGACAUUGGACUGGGCAACAUGUCCCUCAAGUUCAUCUCCCUCACGUUUCUGACCAUGUGCAAAUCCUCCGCACUUGCCUUCGUCCUUCUCUUUGCUUUCCUCUUCCGCCUCGAAUCUCCUUCUUUCAAAUUGAUUGUGAUUAUCGCCACAAUGACGAUAGGUGUGGUGAUGAUGGUCGCCGGUGAAACCGCGUUCAAUGCCCUUGGCUUUGGACUGGUCAUCGCCUCGGCGUUCUUUUCUGGCUUCCGAUGGGGUUUGACGCAGAUACUCCUUCUGCGCCAUCCGGCGACUUCGAAUCCCUUCUCUACCCUCUUUCUUCUGACGCCCGUCAUGUUCGUUUCUCUAAUCACCAUUGCGCUCACCGUCGAGGGACCAUCGGAAAUCCACAAAGGCUACUUAAAUCUGGCCGAGAAGCACGGAAACGUGCUCGGAUCCUGUCUGCUCGUGUUCCCCGGCGUCCUUGCAUUCUGCAUGAUCUCUUCUGAGUUUGCCCUGCUCAAACGCUCCUCCGUCGUCACCUUGAGUAUUUGCGGCAUAUUCAAGGAAGUAGUAACGAUUAGCGCAGCAGGUGUUAUCUUCCACGACAAGCUUACUGCCGUCAACAUUUCCGGUCUGGUCAUCACCAUCGGCAGUAUCGCAACCUACAACUACAUGAAGAUCUCCCGCAUGCGCAGCGAAGCCGCCAUGAAUUCCUGGAGUCGGGAUGGAACCCCCGAGUCCGACACCGAAGAUGGCGACCUCACCGGCCCUGAGAACGGAGACUAUCAGCGAGUCGCUGGCCGGGACACUGAUAUCGUCAGUUCUACCCCGGGCGGCCACUUGAACGAUGAUCUACACGCUUCCCCAGCCGGAGAUCAGCGACGAUCGUUCCGCGUGCGGCCCAGCGGUGCAAUGCAGGGGCUUAGCAUCUCCACUACGCCUAUUCCCGAGGAUGACGGGCCUUCGUCGCCUAUACGUUCUGCUCCUCCGACCAUCACUACCAUGGCAGAGGCAGGAUUCCCGACGCACCUAAACGCACCUGAUCGUGAGAACUCGCCGGGCGUGCACUCCGCUUCAUCUAUCUCACCGGUCCGAAGCCAAACACCUCGCCACCCGUAA